This is a messenger RNA of Pseudogymnoascus verrucosus, 473 nucleotides long. RefSeq lists its product as uncharacterized. The transcript has a single exon. The record is from RefSeq and is a predicted model, not a curated record. The coding region runs from base 49 to 411 and encodes 120 amino acids. NCBI's taxonomy places the organism in Eukaryota, Fungi, Ascomycota, Leotiomycetes, Thelebolales, Thelebolaceae.
CAACGAUCCGAGUAAGUAAAGACGUGUUGCAUCCCAUCAUCCCCGGCCAUGUCCGGAUGUAGUGGGAAAUCCAUCCAGAACAAAACGAUGAUAUAUUUAUCAUGUUAUGCGUUACACAUUACGUUGGUAGUCGGAUCCCAACAGUUGAUAAAAAGGAUCAGAUACGAGAGAGAGCGUUACUCGGAUUGUGUCGUGGCUGGGCUGCUGUGGACCGUGCAAUUAUGUCAGUGUCGUUCGGUUUGGGGGGGGGGGUUAUAUGUUGCGGUGGAGAUGGGGGAUGAUAGAUGGAGCAUCGAGGACAGUAUCGACGACAGCAGCUUCAAUGACAGCAGCAGCAAAACGACAGCAGCUUCAACGACAACAGCUUCAACCCAGCGACAACAGCUUCAACGACAGCAGCUUCAACGAUGACAGCUUCAACGAUACCAGCUUCAACGAUACCAGCUUCAACGAUACCAGCUUCAACGACACCA